UCUACCGGGAGAAUGAAGGAAGGCGUCUGCGUAUCACUUCUAGCAGCGCAUGUUAUGAUGGCCUGUUAUAAAAGUGCAGGCAUUUGCUGAAACGCACACUGAUAUGGGUGGUGAUGCUUACAGACAGGAUUUUAAUGCAAAACAAAAAAGUGAUAUGCACCAACAGAAGCAGCUGAAGAUGAACCUUACAGGAUCUGCUUUGGUCUCGACCUGUAAAUAUAUCUGAAAGUUGUGGGUUUUUUUUUUUUUUUUUUAAACUUUGAAUCUCUUUAAUUCCGUGCCAACUUCCAGGCUUCCUCCAACCACCAUAUAGCACACCCUCUGUGCUCAAAUAUGAUUUUUUUCUCAAAUUUUAUCUUAAUUCCUGUGUUUUAUUUGGAUUAUUUUGAAGAAAUGUUGUUGUUGGCACAGUUUUACGCACGAGCCGGUGUGCCAAGUGCCUGCCACCACAGGCCAAAUGAGCUGACAUGCUGCGGGAGUUAAAUAUGAAUUCCUAGAGACCAAACACUGAGCCAGUCCAGCUGUGUCUGCUGCUGGAGUCAGGGUGCUUCAUCCUCAUUUCUGUGACUGGGACUAUCUGCUUCUCAGUCACGUCUCAUUCGACCAAUCGUGGCUCAGCAGAGGAGCGACACACCUGUAUAAAAGCAGACUCCAGGUCAGCUGUCAUUCACAGAGGUGUGAUGAAGAUGAAAAUCGGCUGAAUGGUGAUAAAGAGCCGGACACUCUUUUCGCAUGGGGCGUUUGUGCUGUGUUGUGUUUUCUAGCUUGUGCGCAAAGUAGAGAGUUUGGUGUGAGCGAAGGUCCAUAACUUUAAAGAUGGAUGAAAUAUUAAACUACAGCGCGGCACUGAACCGAAGUUCGCCCGGCGAUGAGAAAUUUAGUUUCGAAGACAUCGAUUUGAGCGCGGACGGCACCCCCAUCCUGAGGAUACUCAUCUCCGUGGUUUACUCGGUAGUUUGCGCUGUGGGUCUGGUGGGGAAUCUGCUCGUCUUUUUCCUCAUGAGGUUACGACAAGGUCGAAAGAGAUCCACGAUCAACGUUUUCAUCAUCAACUUGGCAGUGACGGACUUCCAGUUCGUGCUGACUCUGCCCUUCUGGGCCGUGGACACCGCGCUGGACUUCAGCUGGCCGUUUGGAGACGCUAUGUGCAAAAUCAUCCUCUCCAUCACCGUGAUGAACAUGUACGCCAGCGUCUUCUUCCUCACCGCCAUGAGCGUGACCCGCUACUGGUCGGUCGCCUCUGCUCUGAAGAAAAAAACUUACAGGAGGUCACGGUGUGUCAAGUGGGUGUGCGCGGUGCUGUGGGUGGCUGCGACGGUGGCCACGGCUCCGACAGCGAUCUUCUCCGCCGUGACUGUUGUGGCUGGAGAAAAACUCUGCCUCCUCAGGUUCCCCGAAGGGCACGACUGGCUCGCCCUCUAUCACAUUCAGAAAAUACUCAUCGCCUUCAUCAUCCCUAUGCUCAUAGUCUGUGUCAACUACCUGAUGCUCCUGCGCUUCGUCAGGCAGAAGAGCAUGGACAGCAGCAACCCCAAACGGAGAUCUAGAGUCACCAAAUCUGUCGCUAUAGUGGUUUUGUCUUUCUUCUUCUGCUGGAUGCCAAAUCACGCCAUCACCUUCUGGGGCGUCUUGGUCAAAUUCAACGCGGUCGACUGGGAUAAAACGUAUUACAUGGUGCACACCUAUGUGUUCCCGGUCACUGUGUGCCUGGCGCACGCAAACAGCUGUUUGAACCCGGUGCUGUACUGCCUGAUGAGGCCAGAGAUCAGGAAGACGCUGAGCGGUUUGAUCUGGAGGGUCUCCACUCCGUCCACCAGCAAGGGCUGUGCGACGCGCUCUUUUACGCAGGGAGAGACCCAGGGAGUCGUGCCUCUCCAGAUCAUGGACAACGGAGAGUACACGCUUUCCAUCAUAGACCGUAAAGGCUUAUCAAGCUCCAGAAUGAUCCCGUACGCCCGAUGACUUCACUCAGAUCAGAAAAUAGAUGCUUCUUUUCUUUUCGCUCUGGCUGUCCAACUGUAAAAUGAUUUCAUGCCGGUGUCCCAGUCUGAACGUUUUAAAGGACACUUCAUACCGACACUUCACAUCAUGCGUUUGUCAGACUAAGUAAGGCCAGUGUAACGCAAAUUGACUUGUUGAUUCUCUUCUUUUUUCCCCCCACUUCAAAACGCAGCAGCUGCAUGGAGCUUUUCUUUUUGCACUUUGUAAGAUUAUGUUUAUGAUAGGUUUGCCAGGACUCCCAGCAAAAUGUGGGAUCUUAAAAAAGGACCUAUGAUGGAUAUGGAGAUUCAAACAGAAUCACAAGGUUGCAAUAUUUUCUAUUUAUGUACAUCAUGUGAAGCCUGUUCUGCAGUUGUUCACGUUGUAUAAUGACAAAUGCCGGUUUUGGGGGUGGGGUUGCCUAAUUUCAAUUUCCUACUUGUGCUAAGUGCAAUUGUAUGUUGACGUUAGUGAGCUCUUUCUUUAUUAGCCGAUGCUGCCUAAACGCUGUUAACGCUUUGCUUGUGUUAUUGUCCAUUAAAUGAAGACGUGCAAUUCAA
Seriola aureovittata is the source of this 2540-nucleotide messenger RNA. RefSeq names its product relaxin family peptide receptor 3.3a2 (gene rxfp3.3a2). NCBI's taxonomy places the organism in Eukaryota, Metazoa, Chordata, Actinopteri, Carangiformes, Carangidae. Bases 817 to 1962 code for a protein of 381 amino acids. The record is from RefSeq and is a predicted model, not a curated record. Gene Ontology annotation, cellular component: membrane. Gene Ontology annotation, biological process: G protein-coupled receptor signaling pathway; immune response. Gene Ontology annotation, molecular function: G protein-coupled receptor activity. The transcript has a single exon.